UUGGAAUGUAUAGCAACGUUUCGCUUGGUGUGGACUUUACUUUUGUUCUUUGCCGUCCUCUAGUGGACAACUUGUACAAUUGCAACAACUCAACCCUACCUAUUGCUAAGGCUUGACCUGUCCAGCUGGUCCAACUCAUACCUGGAUAAAACUAUAUCUCUUACCAGACGCUAUUCCUUGCUUUUGUCACUACAUGCAGGGCCAGGGUCAUUCCAGAGAGGAGAGCAGUGGAGCAACUGGACUGAUCAGGGAACUCCAGUGACCAGGAUGUAUGUGAGCAACAACCUUAGCGAUACGACAUGCGUCAGUCCGUCCUUUGUCAUUCCCGACACCAUCUACUCCUGGAGAGUGGAAGCACUGGUGAUGUCCGACGAGCUGGGCUUGGGUUUCUCCGGGUCUGUCACCACCGCCCCACCGAGAGAGUCAUGGAAGAGGUUAUUUUACAUGGAACUCCCAGAAAGUGUCAUCUGAGGAGAGGAGAUUGUGCUUGAGCUACUGUUCCACAACAUCCUGAUGUGGGACUUGGAGGUCAUACUGCUGGUGGAGCAAAACGAGGCCUUUGAGUUUGUUCUCGCCGUGGACGGGGACCUCGCUGUAGUGAAUGCAAAGAAAGUGACGGUGGGGCCCCUGAGCACUGUCAAGGCGUUCUUCCCCAUAAGGCCCUUGGCUCUGGGCGAGAUGGAAAUAUCGGCCGCCAUGUUUUCGGCGGAGGAUUCGCGGAGAUGGGUCCAGACCGUGCUCGUGAAGCCGGAGGGCGUCGCACGCUUCUACUCCCAGACGCUCCUGCUGGAGCUGGCACCCAACACGGACAGCGAUUCAUGGACCACCUCCUUCUCUUUCCCCCCAGAUGUGGUGCCGGGGAGCCAGAGGGUCCAUGUGGUUGGUAUGUCGUCCCCCCCACCCCGUCUUAGUAUUGGAGAAGGGACGGCCCUUGGUUUAGGUGCACGGUAGGAGUUGAAGCUGUUCCUUUGUAUUAUUCAAAAAGGAAAAUCUAAAUAAGGAAAGUUUAUGGGGCUUUGAUUGGGAACAGCAUUCUGGGCGCGUUUGGCCGGGCUCUUGUUAUGACAAGCAGAGAGGCAAGGUUUUCUAUUGUAACACAGCUUGAUGUCAUUUUUAUUUCAUUUUUUUUUUUAACAUCGUGCAAACGCUCUGUAUCAAAAUGUUUUAUGUCCGUGAGUUUCUGUUAUGUCGACUGUGGUUAACUUGAUUCUUCUUUCUGUUCCUUGCUUAAAUUGUUUUAAUGUUGAACAAAUCAACUAACUUUUUCAAUGGCGUUAACUGCGGAAUUGUUCUGUGUGGCUUUGACUCUGACACUGUUUCCAUCCAAAAAGUGCAACAGAUACCAUACCAGUAUUAAAUAAGAUGCAGGGAAAUCUUGUUAAUAUUAAUUGAAUGAUAAGUAAUGCCAAAUGGUCCUUCCAACAUGCUCCAUCCCUCCCAAACGGUUUAAAGUUCUCUACUUUAAACCGUUCAGUUCUCGGCAAAGCUUUCCUUGAACUCCCAAAAUGUCAAAUUUCAUGUAUUUUUGUUCUUGGUCGGUCUGAAAGCGUCCAAACUACCUUCUUGCUGAUUCAAGACUUUUUAGUCUUUAUACAUCUAUUAGCUAACUAUCAUGUUGCAUCCAGAAGGGAUUUUAUGAUUAUUGUUAUUAUUAUUACUUUGAUAUGUAUGGCUUCUACUGUAUCUUCAUACACCGACAUUGGACCGCUCUCCUCCACUC
Gadus macrocephalus (Pacific cod) is the source of this 1720-nucleotide messenger RNA. RefSeq names its product CD109 antigen-like. NCBI's taxonomy places the organism in Eukaryota, Metazoa, Chordata, Actinopteri, Gadiformes, Gadidae. The transcript is spliced from 5 exons. The record is from RefSeq and is a predicted model, not a curated record. The coding region runs from base 514 to 951 and encodes 145 amino acids.